GUCUCCGUGUCCACAUGCGUCUGGGAGCUGACAGGGAGCAGGAGCGCCUCUGGGAUUUACUACCUGGACUGAGAGAGCAGCUGGAUUAACACCAGUUUUUGUUGUUUUUCUUUUUCUUUUUCUUUUCUAUUAUUAUUAUUUUUUCAUUUCUGGGCUGAAAAAGAAAAAAACAACCUGCAGUCAUGUCUCGGGCUCCGGAUGAUGUGAGCAAGCUGACAGAAAGUACAUACAAGAAUGUGAUGGAGCAGUUCAACCCAGGCCUGAGGAACCUGGUCAACCUGGGGAAGAGCUAUGAGAAGUCCGUCACAGCGAUGACUCUCGCUGGAAAAGCCUAUUUCGAUGCGGUGGCAAAGGUGGGAGAGAAUGCUACCGUGUCUCCGGUCUCCAGGGAGCUCGGUGAGUUUUUAAUCUACUUGCAGCGAGUGAAGUCUCGGUGGAGUCUGGUGUCCCUGCUCGAAUGUUUCUGCUGUGAGACUGCAGCUUGAAGCAGAUAAUGACCUCUAACUUCCACUUAUAUUUACAUACGCUAGAAGGAAUAGUUUGAUAUUAUGUGGGAUGCACUCGUUCACCUUCUCCAGGUAUAUACAUGUGAGGGUACUGUUAGCUUAGCUUAGCAUAACUUUUGGAAACUGAGAAACAACAAGUCUGGCUCUGCCCAAAAUCACCUCGACAGCUGAUU
This is a messenger RNA of Stegastes partitus (bicolor damselfish), 679 nucleotides long. Its product is annotated as brain-specific angiogenesis inhibitor 1-associated protein 2-like protein 1. Bases 183 to 485 code for a protein of 100 amino acids. The record is from RefSeq and is a predicted model, not a curated record. Lineage: Eukaryota; Metazoa; Chordata; Actinopteri; Pomacentridae. Gene Ontology annotation, biological process: actin crosslink formation; positive regulation of actin filament polymerization; plasma membrane organization. Gene Ontology annotation, cellular component: nucleoplasm; cytosol. The transcript has 3 exons.